This is a messenger RNA of Molossus molossus (Pallas's mastiff bat), 5319 nucleotides long. It is a transcript of the gene MDC1, whose product is annotated as mediator of DNA damage checkpoint 1. NCBI's taxonomy places the organism in Eukaryota, Metazoa, Chordata, Mammalia, Chiroptera, Molossidae. The transcript is spliced from 15 exons. Gene Ontology annotation, molecular function: protein binding. Gene Ontology annotation, cellular component: nucleus. Gene Ontology annotation, biological process: positive regulation of transcription initiation by RNA polymerase II. The coding region runs from base 107 to 4282 and encodes 1391 amino acids. The record is from RefSeq and is a predicted model, not a curated record.
GACAGCAACCCGCUAUCCACUUUCAUUUCCAUGAGUCAGCAGCCACCAUGUCUGGGAAGACCUAGGAAGGGCGCUCUGGCCGCACCAGAAGCUUCGGAGGACGACUAUGAUCAUGGAGGACACUCAGGCUAUUAACUGGGAGGUUGAAGAGGAGGAGAAGACAGAGAGACCCAGUGACUCUUUGGGGUGUAGUUUGGAGCCCCUAGGGCGACUGCAUAUCUUCAGUAGUGCCCACGGACCAGAAAAAGAUUUCCCACUCUACCUCGGGAAGAAUGUGGUAGGCCGAAUGCCUGAUUGCUCUGUGGCCCUGCCCUUUCCAUCCAUCUCCAAACAACAUGCAGUGAUUGAAAUCUUGGCCUGGGACAAGGCACCUGUCCUCUGGGAUUGUGGAAGCCUCAAUGGUACUCAAAUCCUGAGGCCUCCUAAGUUCCUGAGCCCUGGGGUGAGUCAUCGUCUGAGGGACCAGGAGUUGCUUGUCUUUGCUGACUUGCCCUGCCAGUACCAUCGCCUGGAUGUUUCCCUGCCCUUUGUUUCCCGGGGCCCCCUAACUGUAGAGGAGACACCCAAGGUACAGGGAGGAACUCAACCCUGGGGGAUUCUGUUGGCUGAGGAUUCAGAAGAGGAAGUAGAUCGUUUUUCUGAAAGGUGCGUGGUGAAAGAACCAAGGACCACGUCCUCCCCUUUGGCAACAGUUGUUCCGGAGAGUGAUGAAGAGGGGCCUUCUUCUGCCCCAGAUGGUCCUGGGCCACCUUGUGCCUUCAACGUUGACAGUGACACAGAUGAAGAAGAAAGUCAGCAACCAGCAGCAGGGGAGGCCUUCUCAGCCUCCACAAGAGAGGCAACUGCAGAGACAGAGCAAAUUAAAGCUGUCACAACUGAAAUUCAUUUUGAAAAGGAUCAGGUUUUGGAGCAGGAGAGAAACAGUGACACAGGACUUGAGAGGGAUGCAAGUAAUGGGGUGGUUCUGGAGAGGAGCCAGCCUUCUGGGGAAGACAGUGAGACAGAUGUGGAUGAUGACAGCAGACCUCCAGGAAGGCCCACUGAGGUUCAUCUGGAAAGGGCCCAGCCUUCUGGCUUCAUUGACAGUGAUACUGAUGUGGAGGAAGAGGAGAUCCCUGCAACCCCAGCUGUAGUUCCUGUGAAGAAGAGGCAAAUCUUCCAUAGAGUUAGUACAGGGAGUCCUGGGGGACCUGACCUGGCAUAUCUUGGUGAGAGCCCGACUGGUAGUGACACAGAUGUGGAGGAGGCUGAGGCCCCACUCCUGGUCUCUCUGGGGCACAGCCAAGUCUCCAUGGUGAUCGACAGCAAUACAGAUGACGAGGAAGAAGUGUCAGCAGCGCUCACUUUGGCGCGUCUGAAGGAGAGCGGAGCCGCCACAUGGAACAGAGGUACAGAUGUAGGAGAGGACAGAGCCCAACCUCCGGCUUCUCUUGAGCGAAACCAUACCUCUGCUGGGAGAGACAGUGACACAGACAUGGAGGAGGAGGGGUUCCCAGUGGAAAAAAGAAACUAUGUCCCCAAAGGUCACACAGACAAAGCUGAUUCAGAAAAGAGCCAGCCUCCUUUCAGAGACAGUGAUAUAGAAGUGGAAGAAGAUAAGAGUUCACCUAGAGUCCACCUGGAGAGAAGUCAAGCCUCUGCCACAGCAGGUAUCACCACACAGGUGGAAGAGGAAGUCCCCUCAGGGCCAGCUGUUACUCUCUCAGAGAAGCAUCAGGAGCCUGUGACACAGACAAAGCCAACAAAUGUGGAAGCAGAAGGGGGCCCAGCAAAGCUACCCGCAGUGCAUCUUGAGAAAGCCCAACCUCCUCCAGGUACUGCAGGGGAACCCACCCAACCACCAAGAAAUGGAGCCCAGCCCCCCAGAGAAAGUGGGAGAGAACCACAUGUGGACAUGACCAAGGACUCUGGACACAACCAUGAUGAUUCUGAAGAUCUAGACCUACAAGCUACCCAGUGCUUUGUGGAGAGAGAGAAUCAGAGCCUGAAAGGUGCCCUGGAUGAGCCAUGGGAGGUCUUGGCUACACAGCCAUUCUGUCUAAGAGAGUCUGAGGCCUCUGAGACCCAGCCCAUUGCUGCCCACCUUGAGACCCAUGGAUCGUGCCCCUUUUCACCUAGGGCAACACCUCGGGACCAACAUCCAGAAAGCCCAGUUGACGCAGAGCCAUUGGGCCACUUGAAUUGCAAGAUGCCACCUGCUGAGAAGGCUUCUAGGGGUGAUCCAGAACCUCUAGAUGCUUGCCUGCCUCCAGCAGUACCUGAAGGCUCAGUCCCUAUCCAAAACCCCCUCAUCUCUCAGAGCCAAGAGCAUCCUGCUCCCCAGCCCCUCCUUGUUCCCUCUCUAGCUUUAGAGCCACCCAUUCCCAGAACCAGGCAAAACAGGAGUCAGGAAGCUCUGGAGAAUCCCUUGUCCUCAGAGCUGGACCCUCUUCAUCCAAAACCCCGAGUCAGGCCCCGGGGGUGCUCCAGGAUGAUGCCCUCUCCAGUUUCUUCUAUAGCCCUGGAGCCCUACCCUACCACCCCCACAAACCACCCUGUCACCCCUGAGCCCACACCUCGGGCCACUCGGGGCAGGACACAUAGGGCCUCGGUCAAGACCCCUGAACCAACUGUCCCCACAGUCCCUGAGCUCCAGCCUCCCACCUGCAAAGACCAGCCUGUCACCCCUGAGCCCACACCUCGGGCCACUCGGGGCAGGACACAUCGGGCCUCGGUCAAGACCCCUGAACCAACUGUCCCCACAGUCCCUGAGCUCCAGCCUCCUACCUGCAAAGACCAGCCUGUCACCCCUGAGCCCACAUCUCGGGCCACUCGGGGCCGGACACAUAGGGCCUCGGUCAAGACCCCUGAACCAACUGUCCCCACAGUCCCUGAGCUCCAGCCUCCCACCUGCAAAGACCAGCCUGUCACCCCUGAGCCCACAUCUCGGGCCACUCGGGGCAGGACACAUAGGGCCUCGGUCAAGACCCCUGAACCAACUGUCUCCACAGUCCCUGAGCUCCAGCCUCCCACCUCCAAAGACCAGCCUGUCACCGACAAGGCCAUAACUCAGAGUGGUCGGAACAGGACACUGAGGUCUACAAGAAGUGCUGUGCCUGUUCGUACCACCCCUGAAUUCCAGUCUCCUGUCCCCAUAGACCAGUCUGUUUCCCCUGAGCCCAUCCCUCAAGCCAAAUGUAGCAGGAAGUCAAGGGUCACUAGGAAGCAUGGGUCCCUCGCAGCUCCCAUUGUCUGUGAACCCUGCUCUGCACCCCUUGAACCUAACUCCUGGUCCUCAAGGAGCCAAAGGCGAGGAGCAGUGAGAGCAGCCGAGUCCCUUAGGACCAUUCCCGAGUCUGCCGUUGCCCAGCUUCCUGAGGCCCCCAUACAUGCUCCUCAGAUCCAAGAGGUGGAGGCAGCAGGUAGAUAUGAGUUCACCCCAGAGUCCCAGCCUAAGACCUUUCAAACCCGCAAGAGGUCUUCAGGUACUGUGGUUUCACCCCCACUUCAAAAACGGCUGCAAAGAGAAGUCCCGCAGGAGACUGUGUUCCUCAAGGAAGAAGAAGACCUCACAGAGAAGCCAGGGAAGGAAGAGGAGGUAGCGAUGCCAGGACCGCGCGCAAGAAAGAAAGGCCAGGCUGAGGACGAGCCCAAAGGGAUGCCAGGCCGCAGCCUCCGUCGGACCAAACCUGCCCAUGAGUCCAUCACCCCCAAAGUGCUCUUCACAGGAGUGGUGGAUGCCCAUGGAGAACAGGCUGUGCUGGCUCUGGGGGGAAGUCUGGCCAGCUCGGUGGCAGAGGCAUCCCACCUGGUGACUGAUCGAAUCUGCCGGACAGUCAAAUUCCUGUGUGCCCUGGGGCGGGGGAUCCCUAUCCUCUCCCUGGACUGGCUGUACCAGUCCCGCAAGGCCGGUUACUUCUUGCCCCCGGAUGAAUAUGUGGUGACUGAUCCUGAGCAGGAAAAGAACUUUGGUUUCAGCCUCCGCGACUCCCUGAGCCGGGCUCGUGAGCGAAGGCUGCUAGAGGGCUAUGAGAUUCAUGUGACUCCUGGAGUCCAGCCACCUCCACCUCAGAUGGGAGAGAUCAUCAGCUGCUGUGGGGGCACUGUCCUACCCAGCAUGCCCCGGUCCUACAAGCCUCAGAGAGUUGUGAUCACGUGCUCCCAGGACAUCCCUCGAUGCACCACACCAUUUCGAAUCGGGCUGCCCGUCCUCUCUCCUGAGUUCCUGCUGACCGGAGUGCUGAAGCAGGAAGCCAAGCCAGAGAACUUUGUUCUCUCCACUUUGGAAAUGUCGUCCACCUGAAAACCCCACCCCGUGCCCUUUUCCCUCCCAGACCAAUAAAUAGUUAGAAAGUGUUUGGGAGAAAGAACUUAGGGCUUUAGAAAAGAUUUGGAUAUACUGAUCUGAUUUGUCUUGAAACAUUGGUGGAGCUGAAAAGGUUUCUGGGAAAACAAAGAUAGGGAGAUUGGGGGCCACAGAUUUUCUUAAUUGGCCAUUUAAAGUUGGUUAAUCUCAUGCUCAGAUACCUUAAGUGGCUCUCAUCUUUAGGCAGACUGAUGUUCCUACUGCUCCAUGUCUGCCUCCCAUUUGGAAGCCAUCUCUUUUUCUUUCUUACUGGGAUUCUUAUUCUCCCAAACAUAGUAAAACAAUUUUAAUGUCAGAAACUUGAAGGAUGCUUGGAGUGAGUAAAUUUGAGGUUGGGGUUAUGGAAUACUAUAAAAACAUUUUCCUCUCUCCUGCCCCAUCUUGUCAGAAGUAUCCUUUAGCUUGGACUUGGGGCAAGUUCCUGCACUUUUUCAGGCCUUGUUUUCCAGUAUUUAUAAAAUUAGAGCUUAGGCGUAACCUCCAUGACAAAUGAAUAUUCACUCUGUGCCUUAUGGUGUGGUGCAGUUUUCUGUUUUGGUUUUUUAUCCUCACCCAAGGAUACGUUUUUCUGUUGAUUUUAGAGAGAGAGGAAGGGGGUCAGGGGGGAAAGAAACAUCCAUGUGAGAAACAUUGAUCCGGUUGCCCCCCAUAUGCACCCCAAGCAGGGAUCAAACCUGCACUUUUUGUUGUACAGGAUGACACUCCAGCCAGCUGAGCCACCUGGCCAGGGCAGUGAAGUUUUGGGGUUUUUUAUAUGACAUUUCUUAAAUUUAAGUUUUAAAGUUUGGUUGAUUCCAAGGAUAUGGAGAAAUUGGAACCCUUAAUCAUUGCUGGUAGGAAGGUAGAUGGUUCAGCCACUGCGAAAAAAUUUGAUGGUUCUCACCAGUUUGGUUCAGCAGUUAGCACGUUGGCCCUUGGACUGAAGGGUCACAGGUUUGAUUCCCAGUCAAGGGCACAUACCUGGAUUGCAGGUU